GUAAGUUCCGCUUUAGUGUCAGAGGCGGUGGCGGCAGGAAGAGAGCGCGCAGAGCUGAAGAAACUGGCAAAGGGACAGAGAGAGAAAAGAAUAAGAAGGAAUCCAUAACCCGAAGCUUGGUUCGUGCUGCUGUCACCAAGCGCCUCUCUCCAUUAACCUUUUAUAGCAAUAAAAAGAAAACAAAACACGGCAACCUGGAAGAGCCGGGCAUAACCGCGAUAACGGCCCAACAUGGAUUAUAUAUGAUUCCUGGAAAAUGUGAAGAUAUGAGUCAGGGGAAGAAGAAGAACCAGCCGACCAACGGCAUCAUGCUGGUCAAAAAGAUCAUCAUGAAAGAUGGGACUACACAACAGGGAGUUGGAAGUGCUAGUGUUACCCAUGCGGUGAUUGUUAUUUUUCUAGAAUUCUUUGCAUGGGGCUUGCUAACAACACCAAUGUUAACUGUCCUGCAUGAAACCUUCCCUCAACAUACAUUUUUAAUGAAUGGGUUAAUUCAAGGCGUAAAGGGUUUUCUAUCAUUUAUGAGUGCCCCUCUGAUUGGUGCCCUUUCCGAUGUGUGGGGAAGAAAGUCAUUCCUUCUUGUUACUGUGUUCUUUACCUGUGUCCCAAUUCCACUAAUGAGGAUAAGUCCCUGGUGGUACUUUGCGAUGAUUUCUUUUUCAGGAGUCUUUUCUGUCACUUUUUCUGUUAUAUUUGCAUAUGUAGCAGAUGUAACCCAGGAGCAUGAGAGGAGUACAGCAUAUGGGCUGGUUUCUGCCACGUUUGCUGCUAGUUUAGUUACAAGUCCUGCAAUUGGUGCUUAUUUAUCUACCAAUUACGGAGAUAACUUGGUGGUGCUGGUUGCAACAAUUAUUGCACUUGCAGACAUUUGCUUUAUUCUCUUGGCUGUGCCAGAAUCUUUGCCUGAGAAGAUGCGCCCUACUUCAUGGGGAGCACCUAUAUCAUGGGAACAAGCAGAUCCUUUUGGUUCUUUGAAGAAAGUUGGGAAGGAUUCAACAGUCUUGCUCAUAUGCAUUACAGUAUUUCUGUCAUACUUACCAGAGGCAGGACAGUACUCAAGCUUUUUCCUGUAUUUAAGACAGGUCAUUGGAUUCACAUCUAUCAGUAUUGCUGCCUUUAUAGCGGCUGUUGGAAUUCUUUCUAUUGUAGCUCAGACAUUAUUCCUCAGAAUCUUUAUGAGGUCAAUAGGCAACAAAAAUACAGUCCUGCUUGGUUUAGGCUUUCAAAUGCUCCAGCUGGCCUGGUAUGGAUUUGGCUCAGAACCAUGGAUGAUGUGGGCAGCAGGAGCAGUAGCAGCAAUGUCAAGUAUAACGUUUCCGGCUGUAAGUGCUUUAGUCUCCCGAAGUGCAGAAUCUGAUCAGCAAGGUGUUGUCCAAGGAAUCAUCACAGGAAUUAGAGGCUUAUGUAAUGGUCUUGGACCGGCCCUCUAUGGCUUCAUAUUCUUUUUGUUCCAUGUGGAGCUCAAUGAGAUUGAUCCUGAUCAACAUACAGAUAAAACUACUGCUGUGCUAUACCCCAGUGAUGAGAGUUCAAUUAUUCCUGGUCCCCCAUUCCUGUUUGGUGCUUGUGCCGUCCUUCUUGCUUUCUUGGUUGCCUUAUUUAUUCCUGAACAUAACCAUCUUACAGUGAAGACUUGUAACACUAGAAGACACAGUGGCAGUGUGGUUACGAGUCAGAGCAACAACCCGCUUCCAGGCAGCGAUGAAGACAUUGAGCCCCUGCUGCAGGACAGCAGUGUUUGAGAAUAUCCCGGUGGAAAAUGCAGUCUACAUUUUUGUUUUCUUAAAAAGAAAAAGAAAACUAACCUUCACAGUUUACAUCUAGAGACAAGACAAGACAAGACAGAGAAUGUAUUCUUCACCUUUUUACUGAUGAAAGUGUCUUUUGGGUUGACAGUUGUUUGUUGGCUGUAGGUGGAAGGUCAUCGUAAUUUUUUUGAGCUGUAUAUUCUAUUUUUAUGAUUGGUAUUAUGUUAUUUUAAUGCUACAAAAGUUAUUGUAAAAGACAGUAGUAUGUUUAUGCAGUGAUUUGCAGGGUUUGUGCACUUAAUGGUAGAUGAACAUUCCAUAGCAGUCAGGUAAUCGUGACCAGUGAAAUCAGAGGGAAAAAGACAGUUUUCUAAGGCGAACUAAACUGACAUUUGUCUGGAGUAGCUGUUGAUAAUCUAACCAAAAAAAUCAACUGAAGGCUAAAAGCUGCAAUGUUACUAAAGGAUAACAAAUUGCAUACAUAAGUGAAUACACGUACACAUAAUAUAUUGUAAUAUAUAGGUGUGUAUGUGUAUAUAAUAUGUGGUAUUUUAUAUAGGAUAGAUUUAAUUCAUAUAAAAUUAGAAAGUGCUAUUCAUAGAAGACAUAUAUAGUAAAAAAGUGUAUUUCAAAAUGGUAUUUUUCAUCUAAAAAUUUCACUACUUGUACAUUAAAAGUACCGUAGUGAUCCUAAUAAUUUGUUUCAUAAGUAGGCUCUGAAGGUCUGCAUUUUUUAUCCAUUUGUUGUUUUAUCUUUGUCAGUAACUUGUUUACUAAACUGAUGAUAAAUGUUUUGUUUCAGCUAGUUACAGAUUAAGAGAAUAAGUAGUCUAGCUCGGAAUGCCAAACCUGUGCAUUGAAUUGCACCUGUACAUCUAUGUGCGUAAAACUAAUAAAUAUAACAUAUGCACUCACACAUCGUUUAUGUAUAAAGCAGAUCUUCCAAAUUGGAUGUGGAGUCUCCAAAGCCAUUCCCCACACCUAAAAUUUAUUUGUAAAUGCUAAACUAAUUGGUGACGCUAAAUUUCCUGAUGUCUGUGAGUGGGCCUUGCUAUGAAUGGGAGUGACUGGCAAAUGACUGAAUUGUUGACUGCCUCUGUCAUUACAACUGGAAUGCUAAAGAAAAAAGUGGGUUCAGAAAACGAUAUGGGUGGGUGGAAUUUCAGAAACAAAGGAGCGUACAGACUUCAGUCUUAAAAGAGACAAACAGCAUAUUUUAACGUCAGUUAGAUAUCCAUGUCUGUGCAAUAUGCAUAUACACACCUGAAGUGAUAGAUGGACAAGAUGUUUAUUCUUUAAAUUGCUUUCUUGUGGGGAAAUGACUUGAUGAUUUUUUUUUUUAAAUUAUUUAAAAGUACAGAGACACCAGCAUCUUGAUUAUAUCUCUAAAUAUUUAGCAAUGUUUUUAGUUAUGAGAUGUACUAAUGAGGUGUGAGUGUGUUUUGUAUUUUUAAAUAUGUGAAAGACCAGUUUAUUUAUUUAUUUUUAUUUUGUUUUGUUGAAAGAGCUAAUAUUCUGACCAAACUAUUUUUGAAAGACUUUCAUAUUGAAAUGUUUAGGCGAACUAUAUCUAAUAUGCUUUUUUUAUACUUUACAAUGCAUAGAUUUUUAACAAAUAUUAUUUCUGCCGAGCGAAGGUAAGAAAAUAUGUAACUUGUUACCUUUUUCUUAAAGACAAGAGAGUAUAUUAUAGCCCCCAGCUUGCAGUCUUUCCUGCUACCUCAGCCGCACCUAUUUUUUUUAUGUCAGUUAGAUUGAAUAUUUUUGUAAAGGUCUUGAUAUUUAGCAACUAUGCACAAAACCAAUUUUGUAAUCAUAGUUUUUAUCUUCCCAUACUUUCUGCUUGUAAGUUGCUUCCAAAUAUUUAAUGAAGUUUUGUUGCUUUAAGAGCAGCCAGACAAAUGGACAAAGCUAAUAGCUUGAGGUAGACAUUGACUGAUUCUUCAUCAUAUACCAUACCCCACCCCCUGAAUACCUGGCCUUAUAGUAUGCUGUGUAUGUGUAUUGUCUGGUUUGGUGACUUGUUUUUGUAGUACCUGCUGCCUUUUAAAACAUGGUUGCUACACCUCUGUUUGGUUCCUUCCCAUUAGAUUGUUCUCCUUCAUAAAGAUGCUGACUCUGCUGGUUGAAAACCCCAUGAGUACAAUUUAAUACUCAAAAUUCGUACUAGCAAUUUGUCCAAAACUGGAUGAGAAGAAAGUAAAACCAGAGUAGUUAAUUAUACUUUAUUUGAAAUGUACGUUUUUAAGUAAAAUGAUUCAAACCUUAUUUUUGUUAAAAGCAAGUUAGUUUCAAAUUACGAACAAUCAGGACAUUAGUAUCUGUUUGAUUUAGACUGUCAUUUAAAACGUUUAUGUAAUGCCUUUUGAAUCAUUCAUAGACCAGACUUUAAAGAUAAUAAAAAAUUUAGGAUGCACAGUAACGAUUCUUACUGUAGUUCACAGCAAAUCUUACAAACAUCAUAUCCCUUUAUCCAUUAAAUGAUUCUGAUAUAAAAAAUUAAAGCAUUUUUUUUUGGUUUAAAGCCACUAACACCAUUAUCACUAAAUGUAAAUAUUCUCAUUAAUUGUUCUGUGCUUGUAUGAGAUGCAGUGGUUAAUGAAAUGGCACUGUUUAUAGUCAAAAAGGUUAUGAAUACACAAACAUAAAUUGACAAGAAUAUGAACAUUUAAUGUAUCAUGUUUUUUCAGUGUUUUUGUAUCAGAUUGUAAUUUUUAUUCUUCAUGUAUAACAAAUGUAUAUUUUUGAAAACCUCUAUGAUGUGGAAUUUUAAUUUUGCUUUGCCUACCUAAAAUACUGUACAUAUAUUCUCUGUUCACAGUAGAUUGUUAUAAAACUGAGUUUGCUUAAUAUUUUUUCUUGGGGGGGGGGGGAUAAAGAAUGAAAGAAAUGCAACCAGGCAUAUGGUCAUUUAUUUUGCAUUAGCAGAGUAUAUGGUCCAUUUAUUUGCAGUACUCUGCUUUUAUGAAUUAAUAUUCAAAUGUGCCUAAUGUGUAAACCUGUAAAUACAGAAUGCAAAAACUAUUUAUUAUAAAUAUAUAUUAAGCAGUUAUUGUUUUAAUGUUCGUUUUUUAACUUUCUGCAAAUGUUAUGUACACAGUUUAACUAUUUAUAUUUGCUUUUUGUCUUGCACUGUCAACUUCUAAACAAGCGGCAAUAAAAGCUGGUAUGUUUUAAUAUUUUAA
This is a messenger RNA of Erpetoichthys calabaricus (reedfish), 4933 nucleotides long. RefSeq names its product major facilitator superfamily domain containing 14Ba (gene slc71a2a). The coding region runs from base 243 to 1742 and encodes 499 amino acids. The record is from RefSeq and is a predicted model, not a curated record. Gene Ontology annotation, molecular function: transmembrane transporter activity. Gene Ontology annotation, biological process: transmembrane transport. The transcript is spliced from 12 exons. Lineage: Eukaryota; Metazoa; Chordata; Cladistia; Polypteriformes; Polypteridae. Gene Ontology annotation, cellular component: membrane.